This is a messenger RNA of Nicrophorus vespilloides, 4031 nucleotides long. RefSeq names its product SLIT-ROBO Rho GTPase-activating protein 1-like. The record is from RefSeq and is a predicted model, not a curated record. Bases 541 to 3924 code for a protein of 1127 amino acids. NCBI's taxonomy places the organism in Eukaryota, Metazoa, Arthropoda, Insecta, Coleoptera, Silphidae. Gene Ontology annotation, molecular function: protein binding. Gene Ontology annotation, cellular component: cytoplasm. The transcript is spliced from 15 exons. Gene Ontology annotation, biological process: signal transduction; negative regulation of cell migration.
GAAGGUUUCAAACAGAUGGGGCGUCGGGAAGUUGUUGGCACGCGUUUCCAUAGUUUGAAAAUAACACAAAUACACAACUGUGGAGUAUGAGUGGGGCUUGAGGCUUCCAGAGUCAGUAGCGGUAGAGGCCAAACAAGUCGGGACGGUUUUGAGCAAGAUUGUAAUAUAAAGAAAAAAGCAAGUUAAAUAGUCGAACAAUCGAUUUUUCGACUGCCAUCGCUGAAAUAACACGUCUGUGCGUGAAUCCGAUUGGGAAAAAAAUUUGGUGAAGAGCACCUUUCGCGUUCUAUUUAUUACAUACACACGGAUAUAAGAGUGUGUAUAUAUAUAUAUAUACAUACACAUUUAUACGUACAGACAGACAUCGGCAACAUAUACACACGAUUUUUUCUUUUCUUCCCCGUUGUUUGCUCUCGCUUCAAAGAAUUCCAUGAAAAUGUGAAAGUAGUUAUUUUUAUUCUGAAAGACACUUUUAGAUCGGUUUUGUGCACUGUGCGAUUUUCGAUUUCCCAUAAGUUCCAUAAAUACCGGUCCCCAGUUAUGGAUGAGAACGAGCAAGAAAUUAAAUCGCCCAUCAAGCGGCUGGGAUCCACAAGGAAACUGCUAGUCUUUAACAAUAUCCGUCUGCAAUUGAACGAUCAGCUGAGAUGCCUCGAUCUAAGGAUGGAAGCUCAGGUGGCUUUGGUCACAGAGCUACAGGACUUCUUUAGACGUAGGGGUGAACUCGAGCUAGACUAUUCCAAGAAUUUGGAUAAGCUAGCCAAGAGCCUUCAGUUAAGGCAUAAAGAACAGAAACAGAAGAGGGAACAAUGGCCAUUAUUCUCGAGCUAUGCUUGUUGGCAGCAGCUAGUGACCCAGACAAGAAAUUUGAGUCGGGACCAUGUUGCUCUUUCAGAAGUGUAUUCAACGCAUUUAGUAUCACGUUUGGCCCAAGUUAUGGAAGACGUCCAAAGGAUAUACAAGAGGUGUCGCGAGAUUGGGUACGAGAUGCACGAGGAAAUACUAAGGGUGCUGCACGAGUUACACACUACUAUGAAAACAUAUCACAGCUACCAGGGUGAACUGCGUCAGGCAGAAACUAAACUCCGCUCGGCUGAGAUGCAGAAGACCAAAUUCGAGCAGUCUCUCGCCCAAGACAAGCUGGACAAGUCCAAGAAGUAUAAGGUGACCAGUAAGGAAGUGCUGAAGCGCAAAAACAAAUAUACCGAUUCGAAGCUCAAAGCACUCAAAGCGCGGAACGAAUACAUCUUGUGCUUGGAAGCCUCGAACACGACUAUCCACAAGUACUUCGUGGAUGAUUUAUCCGAUCUCAUCGACUGCAUGGAUUUUGGUUUUCAUAAUUGCAUAUCUAGGGCGCUUCUUAUGCACGUUUCCGCUGAAGAAGGUAGACAGCGUUCGGUUCAGAGCGGCAUGGAUGCUCUAUCAUCUUGCAUUAAUUCGCUGGACUCGCGCUUGGAUAAGCAGAAAUUCCUCGAGUACAACCACAGCGCAUUCAUGAUACCGAAGAAGUUGGAAUUCCAAGGCCAGAAGCACGAGGAACAAUUGGAGCCGGAAAUAAGCAAGGUGUUGCAUCAGGAGAUGGAAAGUCGCCUGAAGCAGUUGCAGCAGCGCGUGACCUCUUUGCGUGCAGAAUCCGAGGAGGUCUGGAAGACUUUGGAGACAGCUGAAUCAACACUUCUGGAGAUGCUGAAUGCAAAGGACUACGAUUGUACCGGUUAUUUCGGAGAGAGUGCGGUCGCCAUUAGCAAGCCGCUGGAAACAGCUGUGAUCAAGCUGAGGGCCGAUAAGCAGGAGACUGAAGAAUUUUAUGUGACUAAAUUAAGAGAAUAUUUUAUAGCCUCAACGAAGAUUGCUCGAUUGGAUGCUAAGCAAGAGUACAUCCGGCACGUGUUGAAAACUGAUAACUCCGAUUGUAACAGCACUCUUAAGUCGGCUGCAAAAACGCCGCGUCGCAAACGCAUAGGUCGUUACCAGAUGAACGGGCAACCUAAGCUAUUUGGAGGGUCCCUUGAGGAAUAUCUGGAAGCCACCAACCAAGAAAUACCACUGAUCAUAAAAUCUUGCAUAAGAGUAAUUAAUUUAUAUGGUUUACAUCAUCAAGGUAUAUUCAGGGUGUCCGGAUCUCAGGUGGAAAUCAACAACUUCAGGGAAUGCUUCGAGCGCGGCGAAGAUCCUCUGGCCGACAUGACCGAUGCUUCGGAUAUAAACAGUGUGGCCGGCGUUUUGAAAUUAUACUUGCGCGAGUUGCGAGAGCCUCUGUUCCCAAUCAUUUACUUCGAGCAGUUUAUGGAUUUAGCACAAUUAGAAUCCAAAGACGAGUUUAUCGAGAAGAUGCGAGAGUUAAUCCAAAGCUUGCCCAGACCAGUUAUGGUUGUGAUGAGAUAUUUGUUUGCGUUCCUUAAUCAUCUGUCCGAGUUUCACGAUGAGAACAUGAUGGAUCCAUACAACUUGGCCAUCUGUUUCGGGCCAACUCUAGUUCCUGUUCCUGAAGAUAAAGAUCAAGUUCAGUAUCAGAAUCAAGUGAAUGAACUGAUCAAGAAUAUUAUUAAAUAUAAUGAAGAUAUAUUUCCUAAUGAUGGAGGCUGUGUUUAUGAAAAAUUUAUUUCGCCUGAACCUGAUGAUCAAAAUGUUUACAGUGAUGUAGGUGAUUCGCCUUCGGAGCAAGGGCCCGAGGAUAUCGACUCCGAGGUUUACCCAUCCGAAGAUGAUUCGGAAUGCAUGGAGGCUACCGCACAGUUCGAUUUUAUUGCCAGAUCCGAUAGAGAAUUGUCUUUGAAGAAAGGAGAUACGGUAACUUUAUAUGCUCAGGUUUCGAAUGACUGGUGGAGAGGUGCUGUGAAUGGAAACGAAGGCCUAAUACCAGAUAAAUAUAUCCUUCUAAAAAUGAAGGACGAUGACCGCGAUAAGAUGGAGAACUUGAAGUCGAGCUCUUCGGAGGAGUCCAUGCGGCGAAGGGCUUCCAGUUCCAACGACUCUAUGCUCUCGGAAAGCUCGGUAUCCGUCACGAAUUCGCCGCUGGUCCAGUGCACUCCGAUUACCUGGACUACAGUUUCUGAUAUGUCAGACACGGCCCAGCCCAAAAACUCGUCUCCUGUCCUUUUGACUCAACCCAGAGAGAACGCCGGGCAUGUGCACAGCAAAUCUCUGGACAUGUCUUUCGAUUCACAAGUAAAUAGUAAAGUUCAGGAGGAGGCAGUCAUUUCGCAUCGCACAACAAUAAACAUAAAUCAGAGUCCGCAAAGUAUAUUAGUUAACGGAAGUCCCUUGACGAAGAAGCCGGAGUUGGCGGAUAAAGCUGAGAGUUCUGUGGAUCUGAGAACGAAAGAGGUAGAGUCUAAUGUGGAAGGAUCGAAUGUAAACUUUAACCAGAACCGAGAGCAGUGGCAGCGCAGGGCUAAUUCGCAAUCGCAUAUUAAGGUUAAUUCAUUAACGAAACCUAAUAGGAAUUCGGAUAAUUGGGCGAGGCAGAACCACACGCCUGAUCUGGUGAUGGAUCUUCCAUUGGUAGGUAAUUCAAGUCCGAAGGAUUUAACCAAGAAACCCAUGUCUGUGGCGUACGGUAGCGGCGGUGAAGAAGAUGCUACAUUCUUGAAGUCUCUUGAAAGUCCUUCAGGCCCGGAGAGUCCUGACAUGCAGACGGCGGCCGAGAGGUUCGCCAAGCAAAACCAGUGCACCCUGAAGAAGAAUACCAAGGUGCAUAUAGACACCUCAGCCAAUGUGGAUGUUCCUAAACCAAUAUCCGACUUAGUUGCCAUCACCAGUCCAGCGCCGGACAGGAAACUUAUACCGCAAAUAGUAACCACAAAUAGUACAUUUAAGCCUCAGAUUAAGGCCAAGCCCGCCGUGCUCAAGAAACCAGUAUUCUCCGGAGUUAAUCAAACGCCAGACGUGAAUCGCAACAAAGAUUCUGACCUUAGCACCUAGGUUUUUAUAGAAGGGAUCUAGAGAUGAAGCAAACCUCUAUUUUUUAUCUUAUGUUUUUAACCAAUAUUUAUAUAUAUAUAUGAACACAUAAACACACAUAUACAUUA